Messenger RNA from Lactuca virosa, 1879 nucleotides. The record is from the annotation of a GenBank genome assembly. Lineage: Eukaryota; Viridiplantae; Streptophyta; Magnoliopsida; Asterales; Asteraceae.
AAAUUCAUUUUUACUUGUAUACAAAUCUAAAAGCGCAGCUUUUAAAAUGCAUUUGCCAAACAUCUUUUACCUUAGUUUGCAAUAAUCUGAAAAAAAAAAAAAACUAAGCCAAACACCCCCUUAGUUUGCAAUAAUCUGAAAAAAAAAAAAAAAAAAGGUGUGGCUUGCCAAAUAGCUUAAUAAGCCGCCUUAAAUUAAACUCUUUGACCAUUUUAAACAAAUCGUGGACCAGUAAAUUGUGGGGCAUAGUAGAUGCUUUGAAGAUUAUCAAUGGAAUAAGAGUAUAAAACAACUUAAUUACUAUCUUGAAGUUUGAAUCUUGCAGGGUUUGUUUUCUUGAAUUUGAAGUUUAAUACUUAGUUUCACUUCACAACCUUAAUCGCAUUUCGAUUUUUCUUUCGGAUUUCUGGAGACAUUUUUGUUUUAAAGAUGGGGUUUCUUGAUCUUCUGUCUACCGCUUCUACGCCUAUUCUCAAAGUUCUGAUAAUCACAGCACUUGGCUCAAUUCUUGCCAUGGAUUCUGUCGAUAUCUUGGGCCAAAGUGCAAGAAAUUACGUCAAUAAUGUUGUGUUCUUUGUGUCUAAUCCAGCACUUGUGUCGAGCAAUCUUGCUCAAACAAUCACUCUCGAAAGCAUAAUUUCUAUGUGGUUUAUGCCUGUUAACAUUAUUAUUACAUUCAUAAUUGGAGCAGCACUUGGAUGGCUGCUUUUUAUCAUCACAAAACCACCUCCACAUCUAAAAGGCCUCAUCUUAGGUGUAUGUUCAGCAGGGAACCUGGGAAACUUGCCUUUGAUUAUAGUCCCAGCUGUAUGCAAAGAGAAAGGAAGUCCCUUUGGUGAUCCUGAUGUUUGUCAUGGGUAUGCCAUGGCGUAUGCUUCAUUAUCGAUGGCAAUGGGAACGUUAUUUGUGUGGACUUUCGUGUACAACCUACUAAGGGUAUUCUCGGAAGAUUCUGGUAACAAUAUUGUCAAAGAAACAGUAACCAUGAAAGAGGAUUUGACUCAAAGCUUGCUUCCAUCAUCUACAUCUAAUGUUAACAUGAUGGGAAAAGAGAAGGGAAUGUUAGGUACAAUGAAGCAACAUUUCGGGAACUUUUCAAGAGCUGUUAACUUAAAAGCGGUGUUGUCACCAUCAACCACCGGAGCUCUUGUAGGCCUCAUAGUUGGAAUGGUCGCCCCAAUUCGCAGGCUACUAGUAGGCACCGAAGCUCCUCUUCACGUGAUUCAAGAUUCUGCAUCCUUAGUAGGGGAUGCGGCGAUCCCGACUAUGACAUUGAUUUUGGGUGCUAACCUUUUAAGAGGUUUGAAAGGAUCAUCUGGUGUCUCGUUACCACUUGUGUUUGGAAUCGUAGCAGCUCGAUCCUCUUUAUGUUUACGUUCUUUUACUACAGUUUGCGCUUCCACCUUCCAUGAACAUUGGUACAAUAACACAAUUAUUUGGAGCUGGUGAAAGUGAAUGUUCGGUGAUUAUGAUGUGGUCGUAUGGUUUGGCGUCAGUGACACUCACCCUUUGGUCGAUGUUCUUCAUGUGGCUUGUGGCUUGAUUUGUUUCAAUUAGACACAUGAAGCAUAAGAAUAUCAAAGGGCCCAGAAAAGCUAGGCAAUUGCGUUUCUUUCACCAAAUCCAGUCAAAAUCAAUUCAUUUGUAUUUGUUUGGUGGUGAAAGAAAUGAGCGGAACUUGAGCUUAUAAGGCUCAACUCGAAUUGUUAUCAAGUUUCUUUAGCCAUGUGUCAUAUGUGGUAUUAGUAUUUAUGUAAUUAAGACCAAUAUAUGUAUCCAUUUGCGGGUUAAAUUUUCACAUGUACUCGUUACCACAUAGUGAAACAACAAUAACAAUAUUAACAUUAUCCCAAUAACAUAAAAGUUCUUUUUAUUCCGC